Molecule: messenger RNA, 1398 nt
Organism: Otolemur garnettii (small-eared galago)
Lineage: Eukaryota; Metazoa; Chordata; Mammalia; Primates; Galagidae
Gene: FBLN7
Product: fibulin 7
Exons: 7
Coding region: 64-1254 (396 amino acids)
Molecular function (GO): calcium ion binding
Source: RefSeq, a predicted model, not a curated record
GGGGACCCACUGGACAAGGGAGGCAGAAGAAGUUAUUUCUCCCUCCCCGGCUGCAAGAUUCCGAUGGGCAAGAUGGUGCCCAACUCUCUGCGCGCGCUCUUCCUUUCGCUGCUGCUCCUCGCCUGCCCCGAGUCGCGGGCUUCCCAGAACUGUCUCAACAAACAGCAGCUACUCUCGGCCAUCCGCCAGCUGCAGCAGCUGCUGAAGGGCCAGGAGACGCGCUUCGCCGAGGGCAUCCGCCACAUGAAGAGCCGGCUGGCCGCGCUGCAGAGCUCUGUGAGCAGGGUGGCCCCGGAUGCGCCGCCAGUUUCCUGCCCAGCUCUGAAUGCCCCUCCAGAUGGCAAAAAGUUUGGAAGCAAGUACCUAGUGGAUCAUGAAGUCCAUUUUACCUGCAACCCCGGGUUCCGGCUGGUUGGGCCCGGCAGCGUGGUGUGUCUUCCCAAUGGCACCUGGACAGGGGAGCAGCCCCACUGUAGAGAUAUCAGUGAAUGCUCCAGCCAGCCUUGCCAAAAUGGUGGCACAUGUGUAGAAGGAGUCAACCAGUACAGAUGCAUUUGUCCUCCAGGAAGGACAGGGAGCCGCUGUCAGCACCAGGCCCAGACCGAUGUUAACGAGUGUGAGCUCUACGGGCAGGAGGGGCGCCCCCGGCUCUGCAUGCACACCUGUGUCAACACCCCGGGCUCCUACCGCUGCACUUGCCCCAGUGGAUACCGAACCCUGGCCGAUGGGAAGAGCUGUGAGGAUGUCGAUGAGUGUGCGGGCCCACAGCAUGUGUGCCCACGGGGGACCACGUGCAUCAACACCGGUGGGGGCUUCCAGUGUGUCAGCCCCGAGUGCCCUGAGGGCAGCGGCAAUGUGAGCUAUGUGAAGACAUCCCCCUUCCAGUGCGAGCGAAACCCCUGCCCCAUGGACAGCAGACCCUGCCGCCACCUGCCUAAGACCAUCUCCUUCCAUUACCUGUCUCUGCCCUCCAACCUGAAGCCACCCAUCACGCUCUUCCGCAUGGCCACAGCCUCCGCCCCCAGCCGGCCUGGGCCCAACAGUCUGCGGUUUGGGAUCGUGGGUGGGAACAGCCGUGGCCAUUUCGUGAUGCAGCGUUCAGACCGGCAGACUGGGGAGCUGAUCCUCGUCCAGAGCCUUGAGGGGCCUCAGACGCUGGAGGUGGACGUUGACAUGUCAGAAUACCUGGACCGCUCCUUCCAGGCUAACCAUGUGUCUAAGGUCACCAUCUUCGUGUCCCCUUAUGACUUCUAAGUGUGCUGGUAGGGUACCAGGGUAUGGAGAUCUGGCUCAUUCUCUUCCUGGAAGACUCCACUGUGGGCACUGUGGGCGACAGACGUCUCUCCCCUCCCACCUGGUCCCUGCCCACCUGCCUGUUCACCCAGGCUUCUGGGGCAG